UCCCAUAGUAAUAAUUAAUAGCUCCGCAUCCAGCGCUGUUUGCAACUGUUCUGCUUUUUGCUCAUUGAUCUGCUUUUGCAGGUGGAUCAUCUGAAAUCUGCUGAUUUCGUUUUUUCUUUUCUAAUACGAGGGUGGAAAUCGAGUGCGAUCAACCCGCAAGUUUUACGCAGAAGACGGUCAACCUGAGCAAACGAGCUAAUGGACGUCUCGAGGCUUCUCGUAUCCUUCAUCUUGGUGAUCGCCACACCUGGAGCGUAUUCAGAUUCUUCAUGUAUUCAUCUGGACACGGAGUCUUACAAACUUCUGGAAGGGGAAGCAUUUUACUAUGUGCCUGACGAGGUCGAACCCAACCUACCUGAUGAAAAUAUGACCUGGUACAAAAGUGGGCAGGAGAUACAGAAUAUUACCACAGAUGAGACACAGAUGAUACAUUACCAUGGUGGAGCGCUCCUAUUCUUAAACAUCAGUGUAAAUGAUUCAGGUCAUUACACUGCCAGGGAAAUUACUCCAGGUGGAUGUUACCUCUACCAUCUAAAAAUUGCGGUCUACAACGGAAGCAGUCGAGAGAAUCUCAACUAUGGAGAUAACAAGAUCUCUGACUGGAAUAAACGCGUUACCUGUCCAGAUCCCGUUGUGAAAACUUGCACAGCGUUUAAUGGAACGUUUACCUGGUUUAAGGGCAACAAUUUUCUAUCUGGUCAUCAUAAAAAUGAAUUGCGGAUGGAUAAGGCAACAAAAAAAGAUGAAGAUACCUACACCUGUGUAUGUACCUGGAAACACAAUCACAAGGAGUACAAAUCGUCAGGUUCCAGGAAACUUUUUGUUCCAGAUCCUAUUAUUUAUCCUGUUGUAGAAAUCAUUUCUCCAAGCGAGAAGGAGCAGCUGGUUGAAAUAGGUGCUAGCACCGUGCUGAACUGCACAGUUUUUUGUGGGAUUAAUGCAAAACGGGGCUGCGACGCCAAUUGGCACAUUAAUGGAAAACCAGUAAACCAGAUGGAGGGAUACAACGAAACCAAAUUGCUGACCGAACAACCUUCAGGGGAAACCUUCUUCACUGCGACCCUGACCAUUGAAAAGGUUUCAAAAGAAGAUUUCACUCAUGAGUUUAGGUGUAGAGGCUUAGGAUAUUAUGGCGGAGCAUAUAAAAAUGUGACUCUCAUAAAAACAGAGACAGUCACUACCCUCAUUAUCAAAAUAAUGUGUGUGUCACUAAUCGGUGUGUUCACCACUGCUCUGGUGAAAUAUUUUGCCACUGACCUGGUUCUGUUGUUCAGGCCCUACUUCACAUCAACAAGACACAAAAAAGACACCAGAAUGUACGAUGCCUAUGUUGUUUACCAGACGGAGAGCUUAGAUGAGGAGACAGAGGAAACACUUUCCACUUUUGUCACAAAGAUUCUGCCCUCAGUGCUUGAGGAUCAGUGUGGAUACAGACUCUUCAUCCACGGGAGAGAUGACAUCCCUGGGGAAGAUCAUGUGGAGAUGGUGGAGAGCUGCAUUAAGCAAAGCAAGAGGCUGAUGAUCAUCCUCACACCAGGAUCAGGAUCAAAAAUGAGAAGUCACGCCUCAGACCAAACCUCAGCCAUCGGAGGAUUGGACUGGCAGGUCGGGCUCCACCAUGCACUGGUGCAGAGCGAGAUGAGUGUAAUUCUGAUCCAGCUUGGGGAGACAUGGCCACAAGAUUAUGCACACCUUCCUCCAAGCCUGCAGCAUCUGAUCCGUAAGAGCGCCCCCCUCAGGUGGUCAGAGAGCUCAAAGAAAGCCUCAGAAGGGAACUCAAGGUUCUGGAAGAGAGUCCGAUACUUGAUGCCUGCCACACCGGCCAAAAAGAAUUAUAUACCUGCUGUUAUCUAAUGCUGCUGAA
Messenger RNA from Cyprinodon tularosa, 1864 nucleotides. Its product is annotated as interleukin-1 receptor-like 1. Lineage: Eukaryota; Metazoa; Chordata; Actinopteri; Cyprinodontiformes; Cyprinodontidae. The transcript is spliced from 12 exons. Gene Ontology annotation, biological process: signal transduction. The coding region runs from base 199 to 1854 and encodes 551 amino acids. The record is from RefSeq and is a predicted model, not a curated record.